Molecule: messenger RNA, 2202 nt
Organism: Branchiostoma belcheri (Belcher's lancelet)
Lineage: Eukaryota; Metazoa; Chordata; Leptocardii; Amphioxiformes; Branchiostomatidae
Product: PAB-dependent poly(A)-specific ribonuclease subunit PAN3-like
Exons: 17
Coding region: 187-2187 (666 amino acids)
Biological process (GO): mRNA processing; protein phosphorylation; nuclear-transcribed mRNA poly(A) tail shortening
Cellular component (GO): P-body; PAN complex
Molecular function (GO): protein kinase activity; ATP binding; poly(A) binding
Source: RefSeq, a predicted model, not a curated record
CCCACCAGAGACAAGAAGGUGGUUGUGGUUUUAGUUCUCAGGUUGUUGUUGUUGUGGUUCAAUUAUAAGCAGGAAGGGAGUGUUUUUUUCGGUCAAGAUCUCUUCCUUCUGAAGCCCAGGACUACGACGGAUCAUUCGUGAUGACCAGAAGGUCAUAGCGUUUUCACGUGUUCGCAGCGCUCCUCUAUGUAUCACACUGACAGUGGUGGAGGAGGGGACGUGCCCCAAACCAUGGAUAACCAUAUGAAUUCCAACAACAGUCAAAAUGGGGCUGUACCAAAUGCCAGGCCAUUUUUUCCUGCAGAAGGACAAGCACCUCCCCAGGAAGCUCCAGCCGUAUUGAACAACUUCUCCUCUCUCUCAAUCUCUCCAAACAAAGGUGGCAAGAUUAAGGGAGUGGACGCGCAUGAGUUCAUCCCUGGGAACAGGAUGUCAGCGGCGAGCUCAGUGCCAUCGAUGACAGGACUGGGCGUCAGCAUGUCCAGCCCCUCGCUGUCCACCAUGCUGUUCACUGCACAGCCUCACACACCUGCUGCUGGUGCAGCAGUGCCCUCUGGUGCUUCCCUGUCUGCGGGUGCGUCACCUCUCGGGUCGCCCCUGAGCUCUCCAGGAGCGAACCGGCGCAAACCUCCGUACUCUGGUAGUUACGACUUCAUCCCGGGCCAGACCAGCACACCUGGAGGCUCCAUGCAGCAGCAGGCCAUGGGACCCGCAUCCACCGCACCCGCCAUGCACGAUUUUGGCGGUACGACGUACUUCUACACGGCGGGAUCGCAGCACGCGAGACACAGUCCGCUGCCGGCUGCGCUGCUCCCAGGCGGUCACCUGUUCCACCUGCCCCACACGGCGCUGAUGAAGCCCAAGGCCAACCAGCCGUCCUUCUUCAUGCAGGACGAGCUACGCCUGGACACCCUGCGGAGACAGUACCUACUGGCUGCCCAGAUUGAUCCAGUUCAACACCCAGACAUUCCCAGUGAGGUAGAUAACUACCACACCCUGUACCCGCUGGAGCCGGUACCUCGCGACCCCAAACACAGGUCAAGCACCUUUGGGUUCAUCACAUCCUGCUACAAGAGCAUCAGUGCCAAGGAUGCCAUGGCCUACUGCCUUACCAGAAUACAUGGUUUCCACAUGGUGAACUCGAAGUGCAUGCUGUUCACCGACAUGUGGAAGAAGAUCCAACAUUCCAACAUCGUGCAGCUGAGGGAGGUCUUCACCACCAAGGCGUUUGGAGAACACUCCCUGGUGUUUGUCCAUGACUACCACCCUGGAGCAGAAACUCUCAUGGCUCACCACUUCAACAACCCACAACAGAACAAGGACUUCUUUGAGGGGGCGGCCGCUGGCAAAGGUAACAAAACCAAGCCAGGAAUGGUGAACGGCCCCCGUCAGCACGCAGGCCUGCUCCCAGAGAGCCUGAUCUGGUGUUACGUGGUGCAGCUCAGCUCAGCGCUCAGGACCAUCCACGCUGCCGGCCUCGCCUGUCGUGUCAUGGACCCCACCAAGAUCCUCAUUACUGGGAAGUCAAGGUUACGUGUGAACUGCGUUGGCAUUUUUGAUGUGCUGACAUUUGACGUCAACCAGAGCAAUCCUAUGGCUCUCAUUCCACAGUUUCAGCAAGAGGACCUGUUGUCCCUGGGCAAAGUGGUGCUGGCUCUGGCCUGCAAUUCCGUGGCCGGCAUCCAGAGGGAGUUUCUGCAAAAGGCCAUGGAGCUGGUCACCCUGAACUACUCCAGCGACCUGAAAAAUCUCAUACUCUAUCUGCUGACCAAUCAGGGGAGGCCGAAGAGUGUGAAUGACAUUAUGCCGAUGAUCGGCGCUCGGUUCUACACACAGCUGGACGCGGCACACAUGCGGUGUGACGUCAUCGAGGCUGAACUGGCUAAGGAGGUAGAGAACGGGCGUCUGUUCCGGCUAUUGUGCAAACUGGGCAUCAUCAAUGACAGGCCAGGGCUGGGUCUUGACUCGGACUGGUCAGAGACAGGAGACAGGUACCUGCUGAAGCUGUUCAGGGAUUACCUGUUCCACCAGGUCACCGAGUCAGGCGAGCCGUGGAUAGACAUGGCCCACGUCGUGCAGUGCUUAAACAAGGUACGUUUGUUUGUUUGUUUGUUUGUUAGUUUGAACAAUUCUUUAUUCAUGAGAAGCUCAAAUCAGCCUGCAAGCCGCUUUUCACUGAAGUCAUGAGGGAAGAGGCAAGAU